AUGACCAUAAUUGCAGGUCCAGCCACAUACUCAAUCAUCGGUGAUGUCGGAUUAUCAGUAGAUCGUAAAACUGGCAUGAUCACUACAGCUACAGUAUUCGAUCACGAAGAGAGGCAGCUGUACAGCUUCAAGCUGAGAUCAACCUUCCAAUCUGGAGAAUUCAUUGAGCAUGAGGCCAUCUUGGUCAUUGAUGAUGAGAAUGAUUCGAAUAGUGUGCCGAAAUUUGACCGCGAUACCUACAGCAUCGAUAUUGCAGAAAAUGUGCAGAUUGGCACGGAAAUCAUAAGGCUGCGAUGGAGUGACCACGAUUUCAGUGAGUAA
This is a messenger RNA of Ostertagia ostertagi, 321 nucleotides long. The record is from the annotation of a GenBank genome assembly. Lineage: Eukaryota; Metazoa; Nematoda; Chromadorea; Rhabditida; Trichostrongylidae.